AUGGCCGACAAAUGCAGCGAAAAUUCGGAGACGACGACGGCGGCGGCGGCGCCUGCUCCGAGCGUUGAGGAAGCUCCUGCGCCGGAGCCUACAUCGGCUACCGCGAAGGAGCAUGGAUUGAGCGGCAAGGACGAGCCCAAGCCCGACAGCGAGGCGGCCGCAGAAGGCGCAAAAUCUUCUGAUGACGCAGAACCGGAAACGGCAAAGAAGGACAAGGCCGAAGCCUCCACCGCCGAGGAGAAGCCCGUGGUAGCCGAGGCCGAUGUCGAGAUGAAAGACGGUACGGACGACGCGGCGGCUCCGGCUGCCACGGAGACACCCGCCUCCAAAGCCAAGGCCAAUCGCCGCAAGUCCACUGGCGAGGCCAAGGGAAAGAGCCUCAGCAAGAAGGCAUCCAAGGCGCGCCUCACCCACAUCGAUGCCCAACCAGGCGACCAUUUUCUGGUCAAGCUUAAGGGCUUCCCUGCCUGGCCGGCCAUCGUCUGCGACGAGAGCAUGCUUCCCGCCGCCCUCAUCAGCUCUCGCCCCGUGUCGGCCGCUCAGGAAGACGGCACAUUCGCCGGUGCCUAUGCUGAUGGCGGCAAGCGGGUGCACGACAGGAGCUUUCCCGUCAUGUAUCUCCACACGAACGAGUUUGGUUGGGUUCAGAACAUGGCUCUCUCCGAGCUCACGGCGGAGAAGGCGCGAGACACAAUCACGGAGAAGAUGCGCAAGGAUCUGAAGGCCGCCUUUGAGCUCGCCGCCGAGUGCAACCCCAUCGACGAGUACAAGGAGAUGCUCAAGAAGUUCCAGGAAGAGCAGCUUGCUCAAGAGCAGGCCAUGCGCGAGGCGGCGGCGACGCCCAGGAAGUCCAAGAAGGGAAAGGGCAAAGCCGCAGAGGAGGAGGAUGAGGACAUGGAUGAUGUGGAAGCCGCACCCAAGUCGGCCAAGUCGAAGAAGCGAAAGGCCGAAGAUGAAGCAAGCACUCCCCAGCGAACCGAUUCGGCCAAGAAGCCGAAAAUCAAGCUCAACACGUCCUCCACGCCCAAGGCUGUUAACGGCGCCGCCACUCCAAAGUCUACGGGCUCAAAGGCUGCCAAGGCUACCAAGGGUAAGCCGAAGAAGACGAAGGAAGUCGCCGACAAGAAGGAGAACGCCAAGGAGUCAAAGAUGACGCCCGAGGAGCGGCAUGCUCGCAAGGAGGUUCGUCACGCACCUACCCGUCACGGCCGCAAGAGCCACAUGCUGAUUCUGUUGCAGAAAGAGGUUCUCUACCUUCGUCACAAGCUCCAGCGAGGACUCUUGACCCGCGAGCAGCAGCCUCGAGAGGACGAGAUGAAGGCCAUGUCCGACUUCAUCACCAUGCUCGAGGGUUUCGUUGACCUCGAGGUCUCCAUUAUUCGAUCUACCAAGAUCAACAAGGUGCUCAAGGCAAUUCUCAAGCUCGAGGCCAUCCCCCGCGAGGAGGAGUUUCAGUUCAAGAAGAGGUCGCAAUCCCUUCUGGACAAGUGGAACAAGCUCCUCGCCAGCGAUGGAUCCGCUCCCGCAUCGGCUUCGACUAACGGCGUUAAUGGUGCCGGCGAAGAGAAGAAGACGGCGUCCAAUGAUGUGAAAGCAGACGAAGCCGCGGCGGUCGAAAGGGCCGAUGCCGAAAUCGCCACCGACACCAAGUCGGUCGAUGAGGAAGCUGAGACUGGUGGGGCUGACAAGCCGACGGGCGAAGAGGCUACGGACAAGACCCCAGCUGCCGAUGCUGUUGAGGCAGCGUAA
Messenger RNA from Drechmeria coniospora, 1749 nucleotides. RefSeq names its product PWWP domain-containing protein. NCBI's taxonomy places the organism in Eukaryota, Fungi, Ascomycota, Sordariomycetes, Hypocreales, Ophiocordycipitaceae. Bases 1 to 1749 code for a protein of 582 amino acids. The record is from RefSeq and is a predicted model, not a curated record. The transcript has 4 exons.